This is a messenger RNA of Saccostrea cuccullata (small rock oyster), 829 nucleotides long. RefSeq lists its product as uncharacterized. NCBI's taxonomy places the organism in Eukaryota, Metazoa, Mollusca, Bivalvia, Ostreida, Ostreidae. The record is from RefSeq and is a predicted model, not a curated record. The transcript is spliced from 2 exons. The coding region runs from base 229 to 789 and encodes 186 amino acids.
UGUAACUUAUUUCGUUGUUAUAGGAGGAGUUGCGGAUAAGCUAUGUAAACCCCAAAUAUUAUAAAAAGAAUCGUAGUGUUCAUUUUUCCUGCAGGGAAUUCCAAACACUGGAAAAAAGAUCGGAAAAAGACACAUGAAGCCUUAAAGCCGACAAGAUUUAAUAACAAAAUCUAUCAGCAGCAGGGUGACGAUGAAGCUUCUGGAACCGAGGAUGACACAGCACAAGGAAUGCAGACAGACCACUACACUUAUGUUGAAACCAAUGAUACAGGCCCUAAAGCGGAAUACAGUGAAAUAGGUGUUUACAGCCAUCUCAGAGAGAAUGAAGAAAGAAGGAACCUAACCGAAGAUUUAGCCGUUUACAAUCACCUUAAGGAUAGUGAAGAAGGAAGGGAACAAGGCGAAGACACGUAUGACCGUGCUUCUAUUAAGAAAGCGGCGGCCUCAGAUCAUGGAAACAGUGACCAUAUCUACGAUCAAUCCUCUGCGGAUGUAUAUAGAGAAAAAGGGACCGAGUCUGGCCUUGAAGGCGAUGAGUACCAUCAUACUGGACUUAUUCUGACAGAAAACACGUACGACGAAACAAAGAUGAGUACAGUGCCACAAGAUCUAGACGGAGAGUAUAGCCAUACACAAGAUUUACAGACUGAACACGCGUAUGGAAAAGUGGACGUACAUUCUGGGGCUUUAGAUGAUGAGUAUUGUCACACAAUAGAUAUAGAGACAGAACAGGCCUUGCAGAAUUAUAACCAUAGCCAAGAAGUUCAAAUAAAGAAACGAGAGUCUUAAAACAAUGAUAAGCUUUGACAGUAGAACGACUAUUUUUUUU